Podarcis muralis (Common wall lizard) is the source of this 3108-nucleotide messenger RNA. Its product is annotated as prosaposin-like. Gene Ontology annotation, cellular component: lysosome. Gene Ontology annotation, biological process: prostate gland growth; epithelial cell differentiation involved in prostate gland development; regulation of lipid metabolic process. NCBI's taxonomy places the organism in Eukaryota, Metazoa, Chordata, Lepidosauria, Squamata, Lacertidae. The record is from RefSeq and is a predicted model, not a curated record.
UAGAAUCUGUCAAAGGGCAUUUUUCGCUUUGUAGGUGGAAGCUAACCUUUCUGUUCUUCUUUUGGGCAGCUGCUGCAGGCCCCCUGUCUUGGGAGAAAGAGUGUGCAGAGGGUCCGGAAACAUGGUGUCGGGACUUCCCCACAGCACUGAAGUGCGGGACUUUGGACCACUGUCAUGGGACUUUGGCGAUCAACACCCCUGUGAAAAGUCUCAAGUGUGGUAUGUGCAAGCUCGUUACAGUAAUGAUGGCGAAGAUCAUGCAAGACAAUUCCACAGAUGAAAGAAUCAGUCAAUUUUUGGAGAAAGGUUGCCAGUAUCUCCCUUUCCAGGACUGGUCAAUCCAAUGCAAGAAGAUGGUGGACACAGGAGUUAUCAUUCUGGUACAACUUGGAAAACAAGUGCAGGAUAGGCCUGAAAUAGUAUGUGGUGCCUUCAGGCUAUGCAGUCAUCUGGUACCCUUGGAAGGAGCCCUGAAGUUCCAGAAGCCAUUCAGUUCUAAUGGAAUGCCUGAUAUGACGGAUUUCCCCGAAAUGUUGGCUCCCUUUAUAGCUAACGUGCCCCUUCUCCUCUAUCCUCAGGAUGAGCCCCAAACUGAGUUUCUGCAGAAAGAAGAAAAUCCUUGCAGAGACUGUCAACAAGUAAUUGCUGAAAUGAAGGAAGGUUUCAAGAGCAGCUCUUUCCUUGUCCAGUCCUUUGCUGCUUAUGCUGAACAAUACUGUGAACACCUGGGGUCUGACUUGGUAAAUGAGUGCAAGAAAUAUGCCUUUGAGUAUUCACAUGUUUUUGUCCGAUUGCUGACACAUCUAUUGGAGGAGCAAUCAAAGACUGUCUGUGGCGCCUUCUGUGACUCUGAAAAACCUGAGCCUUUUCAUGCAUUACUGCCAGCUAAACCCCUUGAUGACUUGUCUACAGUAUCGGAAUCUGUAGAGAAAACAUCAAAUGCCCAAAGCCCUGAGUUUGCGUGUGGUUUAUGCAAGAAAAUAGUAACCAUUGCAGAGGGCAUGAUGGAGGAGAAUGCCACAGAACAAGAAAUAGUCCACCAGAUGGUGAAAGUCUGCUAUAUACUGCCCCAUGAAAUCCUGGACCAAUGCAAAGACUUAGUUGAUUCCUAUGGAAAGGCUAUUCUCUACAUGCUCUUGGAUGCAACUAAACCUGAAGCUGUGUGCAUGAGGAUUAGACUUUGCCCCAGAGAUAUCUCUUUGAGCUUUGAGAGGGAAGCUCUGGAAGAAGGACUGAAACCAACCAAACCCAGUGAAAGUGAAGUCUGCCAUGUGUGUACACUCAUCGUUACAUAUGUUGAUCAAGAGCUGGAAAAGAAUCAAACGCAGGAACAGAUUGGAAAUAUGCUUUCUAAGGGUUGCCAGUUGCUGCCAGAAGCUUUGGUGUAUCCCUGUGAUCAACUCGUGGUGCAAUAUGAGCCAGCUGCCGUCCGUCUCCUGGUGCAGGUCAUGGAGCCAACCUUUGUGUGUGCUAAAAUAGGAGCCUGCCCCUCGUCCCACCUUGUGGGCAUGGAAGUCUGUGUCCGGGGCCCUAGCUACUGGUGCAAGAAUGCAGAGACUGCAGCUCAGUGCCAGGCCACUGAAUACUGCAAGCGCCAUAUAUGGAACUAGAGGAAGCCUUGCCAGUGGAAGAAUGUUGGCUGUGGUUUUACUGAAUGCACCCUGGAAUUUGGCCAGGUGGGAAAUGGUGAAAUGUCUAAACACUGGCAGAACCACACCUUCCUUUCACACUUCUGCAGUGUGGCUGCUGAAAAAGAAAAAGGCAGGGGGAAUGUUUCCUUUGCUUGUGAUGCUCUGAAUUACCAUACAUUUAGUUUUACUUUUAGAUCCAUGGUGGGGAAGUGACAUGGGUAGGGAAGAAAAAGGCUGUGGUGGGAUUUUAUUUGAAUAGCUGAGAAUUUCGGUAAGACUCUUGUUUUAAAAUGGAUAAAUUGUGUUACGAUCAUUGCAAAACUGGCUGCUUAAGUUGGCAUUUUCAGAUUUCCAAUACCUUCCUUGUCUAGCUAGCCUUUUAAGGUACAACUAUACUAUACAUUUAAACUGUUUUAAUAUUUCAUUGCUUUUCUUCAAGGGGUGCUGGGAACAGCCAAUCAGACUGUUGGGCCACUUAGUCCACUGUCUACUCUGGCAGCAGCACUGCUUCAAACAAAUAUAUUUUCCCAGUCUUGUUAUUUGAGAUUCUUUUUACCUGGAGAUGCUUAGAAUUUUCUUUAAGACAGGUCAACUGGCACAAUAAUUUUAAUUAUAUGGAGGGAUUUCAGUUCUCUUAAAUUUCUGGUGUAGACAGAAACAAAGUCUCGAAAAAAAGGGGCUACCCAUUUGCUCAUGUUAAGUACAGGCAGUUCUUGGGUACUUUUACCUAUAGAACUUAAACUUGGUGUCAGUUCAUCCUUUCCUAUUUGGGAGACACACAUGUACCCUGUUCUUUCUGAAUGCAGCAGCUAGGGUCCUUAAAGGGAUAUGUAUCACAAUCAGCAUGAAAGGCUGAUUAAAUGGUUAAAUAGGUACAGGACACAAAACAAUUUGCAUGAUCAGUGGUUUGCUUACUCCCUUGCUGGAUUGGUGUAGUUAGGUAGACUGAAUUUUAGACUAUAAAUCCAUGGCUGUUACUUACCAAUAGGUGGGUUGAGUGCUGACCUAUGAACUAAGGAACAAGUAAUUUUAAUUGUGUUUUCUUCAGGAGUAGCGGCAAGUGCUCAGGAUAAUAUAGAAUAGCGUCUUUUGCUCUACACCUCAAUAUGACAUUUAUCAGAAUGUGUCUAAAUAUCAAUUCCAAAGCCAAUGACUCUUGUUGCAGCUUGCAAUUAGAGCAACAUCUGAGAGCAUGAUGCUUGAAAGCCAUGCAGAUGCCAUAUUGGUUGGCAAGCAAAAGAUAAAAUUUAACAGGUACAGUGAUGCAGAGGUGAAUUGUUGUUUUCACAAGGCACAAUUCCCAUGUCUACAUAGCUGUUAUAAGUAAUGAAGCUCCUGUGUUCCAUACUUACCUGUGUGUGAACCUGUUCAAUAUACAUGCUGAGAAAUUAUCCAGUUAUUCCAAAAGGACAUUAUAAUGAGCAUUUUACCAAUGCUUCUGUAGUUAAGAAACAUUAAACAAUUAUUACAAAUUUGA